Molecule: messenger RNA, 1152 nt
Organism: Lodderomyces parapsilosis
Lineage: Eukaryota; Fungi; Ascomycota; Pichiomycetes; Serinales; Debaryomycetaceae
Product: Smc5-Smc6 complex subunit
Exons: 1
Coding region: 1-1152 (383 amino acids)
Biological process (GO): DNA repair
Cellular component (GO): Smc5-Smc6 complex; nucleus
Source: RefSeq, a predicted model, not a curated record
AUGUCCAGUGUUCGAACAGAGACCUCACAGGUGAGGAAACCAAAACUCACGAAACAAGAGCAUCUCGAUGCAUACAACAAGUUGCGUCAACGCAUGAGAAACCAACUCAAGCUCGCAGCUAAAGGCGAAGGUUCCGCAUUAUCAUUGAGCAAUAUACAAGAGCUUAAAAGAUUAUACCAUGCUUUGGAGACGGGGAAAGUGCGAGACACAAAGAUUCAUCUUGAAGAUUCAGAAGUGUUUAAAGAAGCUUCUGAUUUUGCUGCUUUAAAUGCUCGUAAUUUGAAAUUUGGCGAUGGAGGGAUAUCGUUGGAUGAAGGAGAUGUUUUAAGGAGGUUACGGAAAUAUGCCGCUACCGAUAGCUCUAUUCUUAGUGACAUUGUCAAGGAGGAUGAAAAUGGUGGUGACGAAUACUAUGGUAGGAGAGAUGAUGGCGACGACGAUGAUGAGCCCAUCACUGACGAAUAUACAUUCAAUAAAUUCAACUGGUUGAAAUUGGGGGUCUUGUAUCAUCAAGUUAGUAAAAAACCCAUCCUGAUUGAUUUUCUCAAUGGACCUUUGGCUAAUGAAAAGAAGAGAGCAACGACGAGGACGAGAAAUGUUGAUGAUACUAAAGGAGGUCGUUCUACAACUGCUCGACACGUUGAAGCUGGUGAUAUAGCGCAAGAUGAAGAGAAAAACACGGCGUACAUGGUGAGACUAGUUUACGACAAGUAUCUCAAAAAGGAAAGCGAUGAAGAAAUCAACUUUUUUAAAUUCUUUAUCAACCCGUUAUCGUUCUCCCAAUCUGUGGAGAACUUAUUCUACACUAGUUUCUUGAUUAAAGAUGGAAGAUUGAAAUUGUACGCCAACAAUCUGGGAGUACCGUGUAUUUCACGCGUUAGUCAAAAGGAGCUUGAACAAAUUAAGUUGGACAGUUCAAGCAUACUAUCGUCACAUCAUAUUGCAACAUUCAAUUACGACGUGUGGCAGUACUUUAUCCAAGAGUUGAAUUUAAAGGAGGCAUUUUUGGGUCAUCGAGAAGGAUUAGAGGAUCAAAUCCCACCUGAAGACUUGUUGGAAGACUUUGAUGAGCCAGAAAUGAGAUUACAUAAUAAUGAAGCUGACACUACAGGCAGUAGUACUACUACCACUACUCCAAGUUUUGAUGAAUAG